Messenger RNA from Oncorhynchus nerka (sockeye salmon), 2185 nucleotides. Its product is annotated as pleckstrin homology domain-containing family G member 3-like. The transcript is spliced from 15 exons. The record is from RefSeq and is a predicted model, not a curated record. Gene Ontology annotation, biological process: regulation of actin filament polymerization. Lineage: Eukaryota; Metazoa; Chordata; Actinopteri; Salmoniformes; Salmonidae. Gene Ontology annotation, molecular function: guanyl-nucleotide exchange factor activity; small GTPase binding. The coding region runs from base 549 to 2132 and encodes 527 amino acids.
CGGUGGGAAAUCGGUCUUUUCCUCGGACUCUGGGGGCACUUUUAUCAAGUGCUGGGUGAUAUACGUUGGGGAGAUCUAGAGCUGCAUUGAUGUGUCACAUUUUCCCAGGAUUGUCAUUCAAUUGCGAACGCUCGCAUGAUGUGAAACCGUUACUUUGUGACGAUGAUCGAUCAGGUGAAAUAGUGAUUCAAGCCAAAGGGGAUGGUUCCUGGCGUCAAGCAACAAGCGAGGCUUGUGCCAAGAAGGGGGAAGAUCAAGAAUUGAAAGCGGGGUUUAAUUUCUCGUUUUUGGGGGGUCUUGUGUGCCGAAGACACCGAAAUCAAACUGUUUUCCUGUGAGAGAAAGGCGUUAUCCACCCCAAAGCGUCCGGACUGUGUGAUAAAUCAACAACAUAGUAGAGUGACAAGGCACAGGUUGAGUCAAAGGAGUUUAUCGGAGUGCGGUUGGAAGAGGAACACUGAUCAAGACAACAGCACAGCAGCAUAUGUUUUCAUGUCUCCUCUCAACACACCUGUAAAGGUUUCCACUUCCUGUGACACCAUCACACCAUGCCUGAGGGGGCGGGCCGAGGCAGCCAGAGAAAGCCCAGCAACCAAGCUGCCAAGCGCCCCUCCUCCGUGUCCUCCUUGAGCAGCAUUGUGGGUAGGAUGGCUUCGUCGGAGAGCGCCUGCCGUGGGAGCUGCACCUCGGUCAACACGGUGUGCUCGGACAGCGACCGCACGGCCAGCCUCAGCUCCUCUGCCUCCUCUGCCUCCCUACAGGACGUACACUCUUCCUCCUCCUCCUCGCUGCCCUACGGGGCCGUGCCUGCCUACCCCUCCUCGCCGCAGCGCAAUGGCUCCGACAUCAGCCUGGACCUAACCCCUCUCUCCCUGCUCCCAGCGGGGGUAAGCCCUGCCACUGCCGCGUCCCCGCCCAAGCUGUCUCGCUUGGAGAGGGUGGCGCUGGAGAUAGUGGAGACGGAGCAGGCGUAUGUGAGAGACCUGAAGAGCAUUGUAGAGGACUACCUGGGUUGCAUCAUUGACUGUGGGGGCCUGCCACUCAAGCCGGAAGAAGUCAGCACUCUGUUCUGCAACAUUGAGGACAUCUAUGAGUUCAACAGUGAGCUUCUGGAGGACCUGGAGAGGAGUCCUCAUGCGGCUGCCAUCGCCGAGUGCUUCGUUGAGAGGAGCGAAGCCUUCGACAUAUAUACCCUCUACUGUAUGAACUACCCCAACUCGGUGGCUGUUCUGAGGGACUGCAUGAAGAACAAGAGCCUGGUGGGCUUCUUCCAGGAGAGGCAGACCAUCCUGUGCCACUCCCUGCCCCUGGAGACCUACCUUCUGAAGCCAGUGCAGAGGAUCCUCAAGUACCACCUCCUGUUGCAGGAGCUGGCCAAACACUUUGAUAAAAGUGACCCUGGCUACGAGGUGGUGGAGGAUGCCAUCAUCACCAUGACAGCUGUGGCCUGGUACAUCAACGACAUGAAGAGGAAGCAGGAGCACGCCGUCAGGCUGCAGGAGAUUGAGAGCUUGUUGACCAACUGGACAGGUCCAGACCUGAAUGGCUUUGGGGAGCUGGUGUUGGAGGGCUCCUUCAGGGUUCAACGGGUCAAGAAGGAGAGGGCAUUCUUCCUCUUCGACAAGAUGCUGCUUAUCGCUAAAAAGAGGCUGGAGCUUUUCAUCUACAGCACCCAUAUAUUUUGCUGUAAUCUACUUCUGGUAGAAACCAUGAAGGAUCCCCUGUGUUUUAAGGUGUCCGAUCAGACCAUCCCCAAACAGCAGCACAUUGUCCAGACCAAAAACCAGGAGGAGAAACGCCUUUGGCUGCACUACCUCAAGAGACUGAUAGUGGAGAACCAUCUUGCCUCUCUACCCCAGAAGGCAAGGCAGGUACUCGGUGACAACUUCUGUCAAUCUCCUCAGUUUGAUCAGGAUCAUUUUAAAAAGUCAUCUCCAAGAUGCAAUGAAUACCAUCGAGGAAGACGCCAAUCAGAGCCCCCAGAGUUCAUCUACACCCCAGAGAAGGCCAAGAAGAGCCUUCCCCUGCUUCUGGAGGGGAACCUGUCCUACCGCCGCGGCAGGAGGCAGUCUGCUCCAACUAAAGACUUCGAAACAGCAUUUCAUGGUGAGAGUGGUGAGAAUGCUUCUUAAAGGAUUUUUGUUAUCUUGUUUCCUGGUAGUGCCUCGGUCAGUCGGGGCUGAAA